Molecule: messenger RNA, 4469 nt
Organism: Plodia interpunctella (Indianmeal moth)
Lineage: Eukaryota; Metazoa; Arthropoda; Insecta; Lepidoptera; Pyralidae
Gene: bs
Product: blistered
Exons: 7
Coding region: 155-1384 (409 amino acids)
Biological process (GO): positive regulation of transcription by RNA polymerase II
Molecular function (GO): protein dimerization activity; RNA polymerase II cis-regulatory region sequence-specific DNA binding; DNA-binding transcription factor activity, RNA polymerase II-specific
Source: RefSeq, a predicted model, not a curated record
AACCGCGCGAAGUCAGUUGCGGUCCGAGCGGCCGAGCCGUCAGUCCCGCCCUCGGUUCUUUCGCGUUUUCGGUCAGUCUCCGUUCGGCGUUCGGACGGUGAAGUGUGCAAAGCGCGUGCGCGCACCGGUUACUGUGGCGUACUGCGAGGUUAUCAUGGACGCGCCCGGCGGAGCGCGAGAGCCCCGCUUUGGGUCGCCGUACGGUAUGGGACUGCUCGAGAUGCCGGAUAUGUAUGGCGCUGGUCGGCCACCAAGUUCCCUGGGUGGAGGCCUAAGGCCUGGGAUGCAGCCCUGUCCUAUGCCGCGAGCUGGUGUGAAGAGACCCUCGGAUCAGUGCUACGAUGAACGUCCCUCACAGAGUGUAAAUUUGGAGCAUUGCCCUAUGCCAGACAUUGCAGAUGAUGGCUAUGGUUCCCUGCAGCCUAAGAAAUCACCACCAUCUAAUGGCAAAAAGACUAAGGGCCGUGUGAAGAUUAAGAUGGAAUACAUAGACAACAAACUACGGCGGUACACCACAUUUUCUAAGCGGAAGACAGGAAUAAUGAAGAAGGCAUACGAAUUGUCAACAUUGACGGGUACGCAAGUGAUGCUACUAGUAGCCUCGGAGACUGGCCACGUAUACACCUUCGCGACGCGGAAGCUUCAACCGAUGAUCACUUCUGACGCGGGCAAAAGGCUCAUUCAGACAUGCCUUAAUUCUCCAGACCCGCCCACCACGAGCGAGCAGCGGAUGGCAGCCACCGGCUUCGAAGAAACCGAGCUGACUUAUAACGUAGUUGACGAGGAUAUGAAGGAAGACGCCGAAACGGACGGGUCCAAGAAAUUGUUAAAGGACGAGCCAGCCUCCUCGGGCGACAGUGGCGACGAAAGUGGCAGCGAACCAGAGUCCCCGAGCGAGAAACUGCUGCACGCGCAGAAUCUGAAACAGGAGUGGGUCAGCAAUAGUGUGGAGAGAGACGGCACUAGCAGGGAACCACAAGUCCAGGCCGAGUCCCAGGCGUCCACAUCCUCGACGACCCAAGAAGCCGACAGCAGCAAGUCCACCCAACGACCCCUGACCAAGAUCUUGCCAAAAAUCGACCUCCCAGGCGGAGCCAUGCUGUACCCUGGAGUACUGGCUGGUCUGGACAGUCUAGGCACCAACAUUGGGCUAGGAAACCUGGCCAUGAGCUACCCACAUAGUUUCAUUUUAGGUCUUGCCAAUCAAGGACAGGAAGGUGCAUCAACAUCGAACCAGCAAUUUAUAACCAUACCUCUAUCGAUGGCGAAUAUGGCGAUGGCCGCGGCUUCCAACCCAACGUCGACUGUCACCAACGGCGGUCCAGUGAGCGCUUCCAGUGACGACAGCAGCGAACUGCAGGACCUCAGCACCGGCAGGAAGUGACGACUUGGUUUUGAUAAAAAAGCGGCGGUGUCGAAGAUCUUCAUAGAUACUACCAAUAUCCUACCAAAUUUUGAUAUUUGGACAUGAUAUAAGUAUUAAAUAAAACUAUUGACUUGUUUACUUUGUACUACUAUUAUAAUGGUAAGUUUUAAACAUUGAAGAAGUAAUUUAGAAAACAAUCUUCAGAAAAUCAUAGUGAAACAGCUUUUCAGAGGGAUUAGUGCGGGUUUGCAUUUCACUUCUCACCAUCGAAUCUAUUCGAAGCGACUUGCAAUUUGUUUGUCGUUGCGUCACAAUGGCGCAAUGUGAUUGGUUUGCUGCGUCUCACUUCGAAUCGAUUCGAUGGUAAGAAAUGAAAUGCAAACCCGCACUUCGCCCACAGGUCAUAAAACGAAAUAUUACAUUGUCCUAUAUUUGAUGAAUGCGGUUAUGACAGAUCGACAAUCUGAUAAAAUCUAAAAAUUUAAACUUUAACAUGGUUUCGUAACGCAUAAAAACGUACGCACAAAAGAAAAAUAAAACGUUUAAAUAUAUUUGUUAUGCAUUUCCCUCCUGAAAAUUAAUAGCUUUUAAACUUUAUUAUCAGUCCAGUCCAUACUAUCCACACUAAUAAAGUCAAAAGUCUGUCUGUUACAUUUUUACGGCUAAACCACAUAGCCCGAUUUUAAUGAAAUUUAUAAAAGACAUAGUUAUAUACUACUUUUUGACAAUAUUACGGGCAAUUUGACAUAACCGCAUUCUGAGCACGUCGCAACUGUAAGAUAUUUAAAGAAAUACAAAAUCUUUCAAAUGUUAUUUUUUGUUUCAAGCUACGAGUGUGCUCUUACGUAAUCCUAUAUUACAAACAAUAAUUUAGAUAGAUACACAUACAAUGUCGACGAAUCUAUUUGUCUGAGUUUAUUAAAAUUAUAUAUUACAAGUCAUUUAGACUUCGAUCUGUGAAUUUAAUUAUUUUCUAUUUUAAUAAAAAUAUCAGUUGAAAAAUAUAUAAUUAUGAUGUUAACUCAAAUUGUAAUCAAUUAUGCAAAAUUAGUGCUUUUUGGGCUUUAUAAGAUACUGCCCAAUGUACCUUGCCAGUAUAUAAAAUUGUAUACAAAAUAUAACAAUGUAAAUCAUAAUUAAAUUGUGAAAAGAAAUGUCUAAUUUAUUAUUAUACAUAUAAGUAGAUUAGUAAAUAUUGUUUGUAUCAAAAAAUAACAUGUAUUUUUGUACCAAACAAUUACUUGGAGCAUAGAAUAUAGAGAAUAUAGAAGUAUACACUUGGUCUAACUUAACAGUGUAAAUUCCCAAUAGAAAUUACGUGUCUAAUAUUUUACUAGCCUGUUGUGCAAAAAAAAAGUCCCGCGUAUUUGUCGUUCUAUACAAUCUCUGAUUUUGUGUCCUGUCACCAAAUAAGUGAAAUAUUUUUUUAGAUGUAGCUGUCAAUAGGUGUUUAAUUGCUAAAUAAUCAUGCCAAAGACUUUAAAGCUUUUACUUUUCAAUGUGGGAUACAUGUGACUUAAUGACCUCAAUAAUAUACAAAUUGAAAAGCAUAUAAUCUAGGUGAUUCAAUUAAAAAACUUCUAAAAGAUAUUUAAAAAUAUCGUUUUCUUGAAUUUAUAUUUAAGAAAGAAUUUUAAGAAGCAACUCCGUCGCCGACCCUUGGUAAUCUGUAACCAAGUUUACCAACGCACACUAGCACCACUAUCGCAUUUUAAUCAAUAUAUUUUAUUUCUUAUCGAAAAAGAAACAUUUGAUAAAAAAUGCGAUGUUGCGCUUGUAUGGGGGACAAAGCGCCUUAAAGCCACAAACUUCACUGCGCAAUAUUUUGCUUCACCGCACCCAUCAAUGCAUGACAGACCCAUAUUCUGCUUAUUCUAUAUUCUCGUUAUUUUAUAUCGGGGGCAAUAUUUCAGCCGUUCAACCGAUAGAUCUUGUUACCGACGGCCAAAUAAGCAAUGAAGAAUUGUUACAAAAACUGUGAUUUUCCAUUGACAAGAUUUAUUUGCUGUUCAGAAAUUGCCUACUGCGUAACUGCUUUGACCUAAGCCAGGCGUGGGCAUAGAAUACCUACCACAAAACAUACAAAUACGUAGCACGUUACUAACGUUCAUAUACUGCUUCCUUUUCUCGCAUUGCAUAAUAGAAAGUGAAAACGUGUGGACGCAACGACGUGCUACGUGUUUCAUGGUAGCCCCCAGUAUGCAAUACCGUAAAUAUAAAUAAAAUUAUUUGCAAACAGAAAUAAUUGUUUAACACUAUUUAAACAUUUUACAGGAAAAUCGUUUUAAACGGACAAACUACCAAAUUGUUUAUUUCGAAGAUAUUGCCCCCUAAACAUACUGAAAAUACUAGUUCUAAUUUUAAUUAGUCAUUUUGCAUUUUGUGUUAUAAUGUUACAGAUUUUUAAUGCUGUAUAACAUAUGAUUAAGUACUUUCAUAACCUUGUCCUUUGUUAUUCUCUAUGUCCUUUGUUAUCCAAAAAAAAAAAGGAAAAUUAUCCAAACAAUAAACCCAUUCAUCGCAAUUUGUUUAUUUAAAUCAAAGAAGCUAUAAAAAUCCAUGAACCAGUCAUAUAUAUAAAUCACAAAUUUAGGGUAAAAGUUAUCUAUCAAAUAUUUCGCUGGUUACCAAUAGUAUUCAACUAUAUAAACUUUAAUAGAGAAAACGAAAGGAGAACAUUUUUAUGUUCAAAUAUUUUCUUUCUAGAAUUAUCUGUAUAACCCUGAUUUUAGGUAUGGUUGCCAAUUUAUUUGUUUGUUAGCAAAGUUUUAUAGUGGACCUAGUAAUUUCCUUUUUUUUCCUAUUUUAUCUAUAGGCCUGUUGAUUUGGGCCUGACAUUGUUUUAUUCAAGAUGUUCGCAUUUAAUAUAUAUCGUUUUGUCCGUCUUUACUUUAGGUCCCAUUAAUUAAAAAUGCAUAAAUAUUAUCUUUUAUGUCAAUGAGUUUUUUUUAAGUUCAAAUACAAUUGGUUUUUUUUUUAAGUUAUUGUGACGGGGUUUUUGGAUAAAACAACAUGAUAACAAAUGCUGUUUUGAUUGUUUUUCUCUACUUAUUAUUAAUGUUCCUUUCAUUUAAACUUUUUGUAAUAAAAUAUUGAAAAAUAA